Molecule: messenger RNA, 1120 nt
Organism: Oncorhynchus gorbuscha (pink salmon)
Lineage: Eukaryota; Metazoa; Chordata; Actinopteri; Salmoniformes; Salmonidae
Product: modulator of macroautophagy TMEM150B-like
Exons: 8
Coding region: 290-1072 (260 amino acids)
Source: RefSeq, a predicted model, not a curated record
AGUUUCUUCAGACUCUUGUUUUGUCAGUCCGUUUAACCAGGCUAUCGAGCUGAAGGUGAAGACUGACUGUUUCACAUUGCAUUAGAAAGACAGCAUGCUACAUGAUGUCUCAGUCAACCCUGAGAGUUAUUGCAGAAAAUACAGGUCAAGAUUUGCUUCUGGGUUAUAGGUGCCUCUGACAGUUUCCUGUCUAAGGCUCCGAGGAAGGGGAUCCUCAAAGAUCAUCGCAGAAAUCUUUUUCUGGGAUAGUCACCAUGUGAAAUGUCCUGGGGGAAGUAGGUAAACAAUAAUGUGGCUCUGGGCACUCCUUCCAAUCUGCUUGGCGGUGUUUGGCACUGUGGGAAUAUGGGUGGUGUUCGGUAUCGCUGUAUCAAAUGAGACUGUUAAUAUCACAGCGAGAUUCCCCUACAUCAGUGAAUGUGGCACCUAUGAUCCACAGAGCUGUAUAUUUUCCCAGGUCUGCAACAUCUGUGCUGUCUUGAUCCUGUGGGUUGUGGUGAUCCGGUUUCAGCAGGUCAGGGACUAUGGUCAGAACAGCAAGGUGAACAUCGCCAGUAUCGUACUGGGCUUCAUCUCAUCUCUGGGCAUCUCCAUCCUCGGCAGCUUUCGGCAAUCUGUGUUGUUUGGCAUCCAUGUGUUCGGGGCUUUUCUGGCCUUCUUUGUGGGCCUGGCCUACUUCUGGUUGCAGGUGUGGCUCACCUAUAAAGUCCAGCCCUCUAAAGACCGUCGCUGGAUGGGGCCUCUCAGAGCUGCCCUCUGUAGCAUCUGCACCAUCUUGGUCAUCACCACCAUCGGUCUACUCUUUGAUACUGGCUACCGCUCAAUGGCGUCCAUUUCUGAGUGGGCUCUGGUCAUGUGCUUCUUUGUCCUAUUUGGCCUCUUUGCAUCCGAGUUCCGUCACAUCGACCAUCACCAGCUCACCGUGCAGAACCAAGGCCUCAGCAAGACCCAGAGCAUCAACAGUGGUGGGAUCAUAAUGUACAAUAGUACAGCCAACAGAACAUUUGAACAUUCAGCUCUGACUGAUGAAGCUCCACUUAAGUGUACAUAUUUGAAACCUAUUGUUGAAUAAAAUGCUACUCUUUUUCUUUAAUAAAAUACUACGGUCUUUGAUGCGGCA